AGAUGGUAGAAAUAAAUAUUUCGCAGCUGUAGUUUGUUUACAUCAGCAAUGGCGGAGCUACAUACAGAUAAAAUUUUAAUGGAAAUAUACAAGGAGCGGAACACUUUUAUACAUUUUUUUGACAGCAUUAUUGGUUUCCUGAUUCGCAAUACUAGUUUUGGCUUAAUACCAAUUGCGGAGAGGACACGCUUACAAGAAUAUAUAUUCAAAACAUUGUCGCCUUAUGAUCCUGUGAUAGAAACAAAUCCGAGUGUAGAAAAUGUUGCAGUAGUGACAAAGGAAAGCAUUGAAGAUGUUGUCCUAAAGUCAAAUUUCAAAAAUGGUGUCGUUUUUAGCAAUUUAUAUCGUAAAGCAAAUAAUUCGAAAGAAUGCAAUAGCACACAGUUUAACAUUACCAAGCCUGGAGAGCAAUGUUCCGAACAUUUUAUCAAGAAGUUUCGCACAAUUCUUCCAAAAACGGAGAAAGAAGUUGAAGGUAACACUUUGGCAAGUAUUCAAAUACUUAAUUCUGCAAAAUUAAAAAACCAUUCCAAGCGUGUGUAUAAAUGCGGAGAAUGCUCGGACAAAUUUACUGCCUUUCGUCAGCUAAAAGCGCAUGAAAAUCUCCAUGUAAACCAAACUGAUUUAGGAAUAAGCAUUUGUGAAUACUGUUGUAGCUUAUAUGCUAAUGCAGAGACUUUAGAGAAGCAUAUUAGUGAAAGUCAUAUGGAUGGCCGAUAUGUUUGUGUACCAUGUGCAAAAUUAUACAAAAGUCGUGGUCAAUUGCUAAAACACGUACUUUCCAAUGUGCACACUGCAAGUGCAUUAUUAUACUACUGCAGCCUAUGUCCCCGAUCCGAAAAAGUGCCAACCGAAUUUGUCUCGCGAACUUCCUUACAACAGCACUAUCAAGAAACACAUUUGCUCAUGCCAGUGAAUCAGGAUGAAGAUGAUGUGGAAAUUGAAAUGAAUGAGGAAUUUCUUGAUGAAUUUCUCUUAAGCAAUGUCAAUGAGAAUUCAUUUAAUUUUUCCGAAUGUUGGGAUGCUUUAGACCUAAAUUUGCCAGAUAUGUUACAUUUAACAAACACUGAUGAAAAAUGUACUGACACCAAGAAUAGUGCAAUUUUAAAUUCUCAAUUGUGCUUUAAGUGUCCAAAAUGUUUUGAAGGGUUCUUAAAUCAGAAAACUCUGUUACAACAUAUUGCUCACAAACAUGAACUGCCUGUAUUAAUAUGCAGUAAAUGCGACGCUAGCUUCAAGGAUUAUACACAACUGAUCCAUCAUAAGAGUAUUCAUCAUAUUCAAAGCGGUAUUGAACGAAAGGGAAAAUUGCUCAAAUGUGAAAUUUGUGAUAAAAUAUUUUGUAGCAAUGCAGCAUUAAACUAUCACGUGAAAACUCAUUUACGCAUAUUUUUAGAUGCUCCACACGAAUGUCCAUAUUGUAGAAAAGCUUUUUACACUGACACCAAUUUGAAACAACACAUACGUGUAGUACAUUCACAAAUAAAACGAAACACCUGUGAACUCUGUGAUAAACCAUUCGCAACACUUGAUCAUUUGAAGAAACAUGUGCUAAGUCAACAUCAAAACGAACGUAAACAUAUUUGUCACAUUUGUGCGAAAUCCUUUACCCAACUGUGUCAUCUGAAACAGCAUUUGGCCAUCCAUACCACUGGGAAGACGCAUCAAUGUUUAAAGUGCGAAGAGAAGUUUUGGCGGAAGAUCGACGUGCAGCGCCACAUGCUAAAAAAGCACACAUAACUAAAAUAAUGACUUACAAGAUAAACUUUAUUCAAUUUUUUUUUUUAUUAUUUGCCAAUAUAUUUCUAAAAAUCCCACUAAUAUA
This is a messenger RNA of Bactrocera tryoni, 1825 nucleotides long. Its product is annotated as zinc finger protein 883-like. The coding region runs from base 49 to 1740 and encodes 563 amino acids. NCBI's taxonomy places the organism in Eukaryota, Metazoa, Arthropoda, Insecta, Diptera, Tephritidae. Gene Ontology annotation, molecular function: RNA polymerase II cis-regulatory region sequence-specific DNA binding; DNA-binding transcription factor activity. The record is from RefSeq and is a predicted model, not a curated record. Gene Ontology annotation, biological process: regulation of transcription by RNA polymerase II. The transcript is spliced from 2 exons.